AUGCCGUACCGUCCAGAAGCUGAGCUGAAAAGGCCUGAUUUGAAAGGAGAAUUUCUUUGUGGCCACUGUGGCAAAACAUUUUGUCACGCGGCUUCAUUGAAUCGUCAUCGUUUGAAUUUUCAUGGCGAUGAUCAACAGUGCCUUUUGUGUAUGCAACAAAUCCCGCCCAACGACACCGUUCGCCGACACAUGUCAGUUCAUCAUGGAAUCGCUCGCGUCUUCACGUGCGGUUGCUGCAAUUGGACGUUUCCCGACAAAAAAGAGCUGCAUUCGCAUAAUAAUAGUAUGCUAAAGACGGGCAAGCCAGGAGAAGCGAAAGCGAUUGCGAUCAGCAGUCGACCACCAGGCUCUCUAUCUCAACACGAAUUAAAGGGAGAGGAACGAACCCCUUCUCAAAAGAUGAAGAAAAAACAAUCCAAAGUUGUGGAAAAAUCAAAUCCUGUUGUCGAUAUCCUUUCUAUGAUAUCGUCGUCAUCAAAUUCAGCAACAAUGGUUCCAGGAACUCAAAUUCCAGCCAGUUGGCUAUCAACGUUGUUCCUCACAAACCCCAGUUUUCUUCCGCUCCUGCAACAACAACAACAGAAUUCACAAACCGAUGAAGAACAUAGUUUAGAAGACAAAACGAAAUUUGAGCAAAUAUCACCGUCGUCUUCUUCGUUGAACGAAAGAGCGUCAACUUCCAUGACUUCGGCAUCGGUCAACAGUGUUACUUCUUCUGUAUUCCAGAACAACAAUUUCAAUUCACGAGAAGAUGAUGAAACACUUAGUGAAUAUGGAAUCAAGAACGAAAUUGAUGACGAUGAUCACAUUCUGAUGGCGAAAAACUUUGCUCGCGAUCUUCUAAUUGUGAAAACUGAGCCAUCAGAAUCAUCAAGCAGUGGACCAGAGUCCGGAAUCGGGUCAUCUGGAGAUGAUGCUUGUACGCCUUCUCCACUAUCUGUACACUCAAAGGAAGGGUCACCCGACUCUAUUGACGACCACGAGGCGCAGAAAUCAAACUCUCCUCUAGACGUUGCUAACAUUCUCUCAAAAAGUCGCAAGCGAAAAUCUGUCGACGCCAUCGCUUCGCUUCUCUUCAAGAAGAAGUGCAUGAUGAAGUAA
This is a messenger RNA of Caenorhabditis bovis, 1101 nucleotides long. The record is from the annotation of a GenBank genome assembly. Lineage: Eukaryota; Metazoa; Nematoda; Chromadorea; Rhabditida; Rhabditidae.